UCCACGCAUGGACUAUAAUAGGAUGAACUCCUUCUUAGAGUACCCACUCUGUAACCGGGGACCCAGCGCCUACAGCGCCCACCACAGCGCCCCUACUUCCUUCCCCCCCAGCUCGGCUCCCGAUGUUGACAGCUACGCAAGCGAUUCCCGCUAUGGUGGGGGGCUGCCCAGCCCCGAGCUUCAGCAGAACUCAGGCUAUCCGGUCCAGCAGCCGCCUUCGGCACUGGGGGUGCCCUUCCCCAGCUCCGCGACCUCGGGGUACCCCCCGGCAACUUGCAGCCCCAGCUAUGGGCCUUCUCAGUACUACCCUCUGAGCCAACCAGAGGGAGAUGGAGGCUAUUUCCAUCCUUCGAGCUAUGGGGCCCAGCUAGGGGGCUUGUCCGACGGCUACGGAACCGGUGGAGCUGGCCCCGGGCCGUACCCUCCACCACAGCCCCCUUACGGGACCGAGCAGAGAGGGAGCUUUGCACCGGCCUAUGCUGAUCUCCUCUCCGAGGACAAGGAAUCGCCCAGCACGUCAGAACCCAGCGCCCCCACUGCCCGGACGUUCGACUGGAUGAAGGUUAAGAGGAACCCACCCAAGACAGCAAAGGUGUCGGAGCUGGGCCUGGGCGCCGCCGGCGGCCUCCGCACCAACUUCACGACGCGGCAGCUGACGGAGCUGGAGAAGGAGUUCCAUUUCAACAAGUACCUGAGCCGGGCCCGGAGGGUGGAGAUCGCCGCCACCCUGGAGCUCAACGAGACGCAGGUCAAGAUUUGGUUCCAGAACCGGCGCAUGAAGCAGAAGAAGCGAGAGCGGGAGGGAGGCCGGCUGCCCCCAGCCCCUCCGGGCUGCUCCAAGGAGGCCACGGGAGACGCCUCCGACCAGUCCACGUGCACCUCCCCGGAGGCCUCGCCCAGCUCCGUCACCUCCUGA
Myotis myotis is the source of this 916-nucleotide messenger RNA. It is a transcript of the gene HOXB1, whose product is annotated as homeobox B1. The transcript has 2 exons. Gene Ontology annotation, cellular component: nucleus. The record is from RefSeq and is a predicted model, not a curated record. NCBI's taxonomy places the organism in Eukaryota, Metazoa, Chordata, Mammalia, Chiroptera, Vespertilionidae. Gene Ontology annotation, biological process: regulation of transcription by RNA polymerase II. Gene Ontology annotation, molecular function: RNA polymerase II cis-regulatory region sequence-specific DNA binding; DNA-binding transcription factor activity, RNA polymerase II-specific. The coding region runs from base 8 to 916 and encodes 302 amino acids.